AUGUCUCUGAAGCUACCUCAAAAUCCGAAUGCCGGCCUCUUCAAGCAAGGGUAUAACAGUUACUCGAAUGCAGACGGUCAAAUUCAAAAGUCCAUUGCGGCGAUUCGCGAAAUCCAUCAGAUGUGUUUGACUUCGAUGGGGCCUUGUGGCAGGAAUAAGAUCAUUGUAAACCAUCUGGGGAAGUACCUGAUCACCAAUGAUGCCGCGACGAUGCUACGUGAGCUGGAGAUCGUUCAUCCGGCCGUAAAGGUGCUUGUGAUGGCCACCGAGCAGCAAAAAAUAGACGUCGGGGACGGCACUAACAUGGUCAUGGUACUAGCAGGAGAGCUGUUGAACCUCAGUGAAAAGUUGAUUUCUCUGGGGCUGUCUCCUGUGGAGGUUAUUCAGGGCUACACAAUGGCUAAGAACUUCACUAUUGAGGAGUUGGAUAAGAUGGUGGUCCAAGAGGUCAUCGACAAGCACGAUAAGGACGAGCUUAUUAAAGUGAUAAAACCUGUGAUAUCUUCCAAGCAGUUCGGUUCCGAAGAGCUACUCAGCGAGCUCAUCGCAGAAGCAGUAAGCUAUGUUUUGCCGUCCAAAUCCAAUUUUUUCAACGUGGAUUCGAUCAGGGUUGUGAAGAUUAUGGGAAGCUCCUUGUCCAACUCCACUGUUAUCAAGGGUAUGGUUUUCAACCGUGAGCCAGAAGGCCACUUGAAGUCUCUGCCAAAGGGUGGGAAGCACAAGGUGGCUGUGUUCACUUGCCCCAUUGACAUUGCCAGCACAGAAACAAAGGGUACGGUCUUGCUACACAAUGCGCAGGAAAUGUUGGACUUCACCAAGGGUGAGGAGAAGCAGCUGGAUGCAAUGAUCAAAGAAAUUGCAGACACUGGCGUGCGCUGUGUGAUUGCAGGCAGUGGCGUCGGUGAAUUGGCUCUGCAUUAUCUGAACAGAUAUGAAGUCCUCGUCCUGAAGAUCCCCUCUAAGUUUGAGUUGAGAAGGGUAUGCCGCGUGUGCGGUGCUACGCCAAUGCCACGGCUGGGCGCCCCUACUCCAGAGGAAAUCGGUGUAGUAGAGACUGUUAAGAGCAUGGAAAUUGGUGGCGACAGAGUUACCGUAUUUAAGCAAGAGUCGGAGGAAACGACGAGAACUGCCACGAUUAUUCUACGGGGCGCCACACAGAAUAACUUGGACGACAUAGAAAGAGCCAUCGAUGGUGGAGUUGCCGCCAUCAAGGGCCUCCUCAAGCUCGAUGGCGGGAAGCUGCUGCCGGGAGCAGGUGCCACAGAGAUCGAGCUCGUGUCUAGGAUUACCAAAUAUGGAGAGAAGACCCCUGGUUUGCUACAGUUGGCGAUCAAACAGUUUGCGAUGGCAUUCGAGGUCAUCCCCAGGACGUUGGCGGAAACUGCCGGCCUGAAUGUCAACGAAGUUCUACCAAACCUUCAUGCCGCGCAUGCACCUGCUGGCGACAGCGCAAGCACUGACGACAAGAUAUACCAGGGCAUUGAUAUAGACGGCACCACACCAGAGGGUAUUGUAGAUAUCAGGAAUGAAGGCGUUUACGACAUGCUGGCUGCCAAGAAAUUCGCAAUCAACGUCGCAACCGAUGCUGCUAACACUGUUCUCUCUGUUGAUCAGAUCAUCAUGGCGAAGAGAGCAGGCGGCCCUGCAGCUCCAAAGGGACCAAAACCAGGUAACUGGGAUCAAGAAGAUUGA
Eremothecium gossypii ATCC 10895 is the source of this 1692-nucleotide messenger RNA. RefSeq names its product chaperonin-containing T-complex subunit CCT8 (gene CCT8). Gene Ontology annotation, cellular component: chaperonin-containing T-complex. The transcript has a single exon. Gene Ontology annotation, biological process: protein folding. Lineage: Eukaryota; Fungi; Ascomycota; Saccharomycetes; Saccharomycetales; Saccharomycetaceae. Gene Ontology annotation, molecular function: ATP binding; ATP hydrolysis activity; ATP-dependent protein folding chaperone. The record is from RefSeq and is marked provisional. The coding region runs from base 1 to 1692 and encodes 563 amino acids.